Molecule: messenger RNA, 805 nt
Organism: Phragmites australis (common reed)
Lineage: Eukaryota; Viridiplantae; Streptophyta; Magnoliopsida; Poales; Poaceae
Product: MYB-like transcription factor EOBII
Exons: 2
Coding region: 62-805 (247 amino acids)
Biological process (GO): regulation of DNA-templated transcription
Cellular component (GO): nucleus
Molecular function (GO): DNA-binding transcription factor activity; sequence-specific DNA binding
Source: RefSeq, a predicted model, not a curated record
UCGUUUCUGCCCUGCCCCCUUCGAUACACUAGCAAUCCACAGAGCAAGGAGACUGUGAUCGAUGGACAGGAUGAUGUGCGGUCGCAGCGGCGAGCCGGCGGUGCGCAAGGGGCCGUGGACGCUGGAGGAGGACCUCAUCCUCGUCAGCUACAUCUCCCACCACGGGGAAGGCUCCUGGGACAACCUCGCGCAAGCUGCUGGCCUGAACCGGAACGGGAAGAGCUGCAGGCUGCGGUGGCUCAACUACCUGAGGCCUGGAGUGCGGCGCGGCAGCAUCACGCCGGCGGAGGACGCGGUCAUCCGGGAGCUCCACGCGAGGUGGGGGAACAAGUGGUCCAGGAUCGCCAAGCACCUCCCCGGACGGACCGACAACGAGAUCAAGAACUAUUGGAGGACCAGGAUCCAGAAGAACCCCGCGGUAAAUAGCCCUCAACAAUCGUACCGCGCGCCCGCGACGGCCACGGCCGUCAGCGAGGGCGCGUCGUCAUCGGCGUUGACAAGCCAGGACUGCUCCACCGCCGGGGACUGGUACAUGCAGCCCAACACCGAUCAGAAAGCGUACUGCCAGGAAACCAUGGUCGUCAGCGAGGGCGCGUCGUCGGCGUUGACGAGCCAGGACAGCUGCACCGCCGGAGACGGGUACAUGCAGAUGAGUUACCCCUACUACUCCAAGCUGAGCUCCCUCACCGACCACGUCGAAAUGGACGCGCUGACGACGCAAUUCUUCUCGUCCGAGUUCGGCGACAGCUUUUGGAACGUCGUCGACAACUUCUGGGAGACGAUACCGGUUACAGAUGCAUUCUGA